This is a messenger RNA of Rhopilema esculentum, 4016 nucleotides long. RefSeq lists its product as uncharacterized. The record is from RefSeq and is a predicted model, not a curated record. Lineage: Eukaryota; Metazoa; Cnidaria; Scyphozoa; Rhizostomeae; Rhizostomatidae.
AAAGGAGCAUUGAAAAUCCACCCUUUACGCCAGAUGCGGAGCUAGACAGUCAUUUCAAAGGAAUACAAGAAAAAGUCAAACAAAAAUAUCUUGAUGUAAAAACAAUCCCUGGGGACUGGAGUAGACGUGGUUUAAACACAUAUGUAAAAAAGAAGCCAACAUGUAAAGAACUGCAAGACCUGCAAGGAAUUCUUAUGGGUUUGGAAAUGCAUAUCCCAAAGGAAGAACCAACGAAAUACCUGUGGGAUGUGAACUGUGCAAUGUAUGCAACGAUUUGUGGAUGGAAGUUAGCAUGCGAUCAUAAAGAUGGGAAUAACAACAGCAACAGCCAGGGAAAGCAAAAGGGAAUUCCAGUCUGGGAAAAACGAAUGAAUGAAAAAAUGAACAAAAUUAGGGGCAAGAUCUCACAAAUUGCCGAGGAAAUACAGAGAAUAAAGAAUAAUAAGAAACUUACGAGAAACAUGAGAAGAAACAGGAGGUGGAUGAAAAGAGAACUGAAGGGUAGAAUAACCCUAAAUGGGUUACUGGAAAUAAGGGAACACAAGAUUAGUGUGGUAAAAUCAAUGAAAUACAAUAAGGAAAAGAAAAAAGGCCAGAUCGUGAGAAACAAAAUUAACAGGCUAUAUGACACAGACCAAAGAAAAGUAUACAACACGUUGAGAGAAAUCCUGAAAAACGAUGACUCGGAUGAUGUGAGUUUUAAGACAAGAAGCGACAAAACCGGAAGCCAAACAACACUUACCAAAGAAGAUUUUGAAGACUACUGGCCAAAAAUUUGGAGCGAAGAAUCGAAGGUAAAUCUGGAAGCAAAAUGGAUCAAAGACGUUGAGCAAGCCAUUAGCCAGUCAACAGCAGUCAAUGAUGAUGAAAUCGUAAAUAUCACAAAGGAGAAAUUCACGAAUAUGCUUAAAACGAAAAAAAACUGGUCGUCACCCGGUAAAGAUAAAAUAGUGAAUUACUGGCUCAAAGCGUUUACAACUACACACGAAGGUAUAUCGGUAGCAGUCACUGAACUGAUUAACAAGCAGACACCUAUUCCCACAUGGUUACUUGAAGGAAGAUGUGGGCUACACCCAAAAAAGCUCCAACCAAAAGCACCUGACCAUCGUCCCAUCACCUGCUUAAAUACGAUGUACAAGUCAAUCACUUCACUCGUAGGCGAAUAUCUACCAUUAAAGACGCUACAGAUGGAUCAGAGAGGAGGUAGACCUGGAGUAAUGGGAUGCACUGACAACAUGUUAAUUGACAAAAUGAUCCUAGAAGAUGCAAAAAUGAAUAAAAAGAAUUUAUCAAUGGUUUGGACUGAUGUAAGAAAAGCAUUUGAUUCCGUGACACACGCUUGGAUUCUUAAGGUGUUAUCAAUGAAUAAGACAAACAAACGAAUCAUAAAGUUUGUAGAAAACAUAAUGAAAGGCUGGAAAAUCUCAAUAACCGUCGAUACAGUAAAUGGAAAGGAACAAUUGGAGUCAAUAAAUGUCAAGAGAGGUAUACUGCAAGGAGACAGCUUUGUUGUCAGGCUUUUUGUACUAUGUCUUGACCCAAUAGCUUGGACGAUUAGAGGAUAUGAGGGUUACCAACUGACGCACGACAGGACAAUGAAGAUAACACACCUAUUAUUUGUUGACGAUUUAAAACUCUAUGCAAAAUCAGAGAACAAAAUAUCAGUCGUGACAAAGAAAGUUAAGGAAAUGUAUGAAGAUAUUGGGAUGUCCUGGGGCCUGGAAAAGUGUGCUUCUUUGCAUGUAGUUAGAGGGAAAGUAUCAAAGAGCGAAGAUUUACCAAUAGGAGCAAAGGAUUCCAUCUCAGUUAUGGAAUCUAGCGACAAGUACAAAUUCCUUGGAAAGUAUGAAAAUUUCGAACAGCUGGACAAGUUCACGUUCCAACAAGCAGAAAAAGAGUAUCUACGAAGAUUGAAUGUUAUAUGGUCAUCACCCUUGUCAGUACCAAGAAAACAGACAGCUUGCAUCGUCUUUGCUUUGCCUACAUUAGAAUACUUCAUGGGGACAAGUAAUUGGUUGAUAGCAGAUAUUCAAAAUCUUGACAGGAAAAGCAGAAAGGUAGUCGAGAUGCAUAAAGGAAAACACAUCUCAGAAUCAAUAGCAAUGCUCUAUUUGCCACAGAAAUGUGGUGGAAGGGGCUUCAAGUCUGUAGAGGAUACCUAUAAGAUCUCAAAAAUUAAGGUUGCACAUCACAUUAACAUAAGCAAAGAUCCAAGAAUAAAGCUGGUACGCUCGUUCCAACAUUACAAAAGCAAAAAGAACUUCAAGUCAACUUUUGUUGAAGCAACAAGGUAUGCAAAGGAACAUUUCAAAGCUGACUUGAGCCUUUUAGAGGAAAAGUCUGUAUUAAGCUAUGAACAGGAAAGAGUGGAGUUAAAAGAUGACAACUAUAUACAGAUCCAACGCAGACUAGGAAGUAUCAUUCAAAGACUAUAUGAAGAAAGAGUUAGAAACCAACCUUGGUUAGGAUUCUACACGGUUUCAAUACUAGAUAGUGAUGAAAUAUCAAAAAACAGUAGAAACAUUUUUCGAAGCUGGAAAAACAUCCCAGAUAUAGUCUUAUCGACAAAUGAAUCAAUAAAGCAACAGUUACUACCUACCAAAGCGUAUUCAAAGUACAAGUUAAAGAUGGAAACUGCAAAUACAACAUGUAGUCUAUGUAAGCAAGCAGAAGAAACAGUCGUUCAUUUGCUGUGCUCCUGUGCAGCAUUAGCACAAACACUCUACAAGGCACGACACGAUAGAAUGUUAAGACCUAUUUAUCAUCUAAUACGAGCAAAGUUUGAAUUUGAUGGAAAUAAUCGUGGAGUUCCAUGGUACAAGCAAGCAUUACCUCUUGCAAGCAUCGAAAAUGAUCGUGCUAAGAUUAUGUGGGACAUACCGAUGCACUUAGACAAAAGACCAAGCAACAAUGCCAUUAAGCCUGAUAUGCUGAUAAUUGACAAAGUAGGAAAAAAGGUCAGUUUGAUAGAGGGGACUAUAUGUGCACCUGGAUGUAUUGCCAAGAGAGAGAAAGAAAAACAAGACAAGUAUUCUGAAAUGAGAAAGUCACUGGAACGGUUAAAUCGUGGAUACGAAAUAGAUCAAAUCAAUGUUGUAUUUGACUUUCUAGGCUGUUACAGCAAGCAAUUGGAGUGCCAUAUCAAGAGACUAUGUGAAGGAGAGAAGGAGGCAAAAUUAGUAAUCGAACAAUGUCAAAAAUGGGUACUCAGCCAAAACUGCGAGAUUGUUAAAACUUUUUAUGAAAGAAAAUAGAACAACAAAAAUAGUCUGCCUAGGCAUUAGCCAGCAGUAUAGUGGACACAACAAAAAGCAACAGAAACAAUUUUGACAAUAACAUAAAGAUAUAAUAAUAAUAAUAAUAAUAAUAAUAAUAAUAAUAAUAAUAAUUAAUAAUAAUAAUAAUAAUAAUAAUGGAAACUUUUCAUUUUCAAUUCAAUUAAAACUACAAUUACAAAUUUCACUAUUACAAAGGUAAUUUGCAAUUGGCUAGCCUGGGUUUACAAAGAAAAAGACUAUUACAAGCACAAACAAAAGAAAUUAACAAAAAAAAGUGUGUUCGUCAUUGUUUGUUUUAGAAGUUGUCAGUAGCAGAGAUCGUUAGAAUUGGAGAAGUUCAGGAUUAUUCCAAGAUUUAUUUCUGCGGCAGAAAAUGUAAUAGGUAGUACGGAUAGUUAAGUUGGAUAGUUUGGAGAUCAUGAAGCGGAGAUGAUUCUCGCUGAUAUCUAGAGCGUUGCACAUGUCGAUGAAAGAGGAGCAAGAGAGACCAAAGAUACCUAGGGAACUGAUAGAAAGAUUAACAAACAUGAUAGAAGAAUAGGCUGAGCUUAGGCUGUGAAUGAGAUUCGAGUAUUUCUCUCUUUUGCGGUUAGCAUUAACAUCCAAGUUAGUUUCGUAUCCUACUGUAAGCUCGAGUAUGAAUAGCCGAUGAUCAGAUGUGACUAGAAGUAGAUCAGGACGGAAAGAGUCUCCUGUUAUGAUAGAGGGUGAGAGAUAACCUGAAAGGUCUGCGUAAAG